Molecule: messenger RNA, 2628 nt
Organism: Zootoca vivipara (common lizard)
Lineage: Eukaryota; Metazoa; Chordata; Lepidosauria; Squamata; Lacertidae
Source: RefSeq, a predicted model, not a curated record
CAGGAGCCAUUGGGGCAGCUCCCCUGCUGUGCGCAUGCGCAAAGAGUCAUUCGAACGUUCGGUUAUGUAAUAGGACUACAAUGCCCAGGAGCCAUCGCGAAAGCGAUGUUAUUGUUGAUGCCGCACCUAUUUACAGUAUUUUUUAGUUACAGUACAGGUAGGUAGCCGUGUUGGUCUGCCGUAGUCGAAACAGUAUUAAAAAAUUCAUUGGUCUCUAAGGUGCUACUGGGAGGAUUUUUUUUACAGUAUUUAUAUUUGGUUUACUACGGCUGCAGCAGCCCUAAGCACGCUUACUUGAGUGUAAGCCCCAUUUGAAGUGAAAGUGGCUUGCUUUUAAAGUGUGCACAGAGUAGCCAUCUUUUCAUAAAUGCUUGAGUUGACAUUCCAGCAUUGCCGGGGGUUGGACUAGAUGACCUUUGGGGAUGCCUUCCAACUUUACAGUUCUAGGAUUGCACUGUGAGGCUGCAAUCCUAUACCCAUUUAACCUGGCAAGGCAGCAAGCCUUGCGUGACAUGCAUGGGAGACUGCGCUGCUAUUCCUUACUUUCAAGCUGAAUGCCAAAAAAGUGCAUCUUUAGCAAAAGCUAAAGAUUUGUGUGGCAAGAGCAUAUUUAUAUUUUAAAAAACAUGCCUUAUUGUUGCUGGGGAGCAGGGACGCAUAUGGCAGCCCAUUGGUUUUGUUUGUUUAACCUUUAGCAAAGCAGAAACGCGUUUCAAAGCUCUUUCCACUGCAAGGUACUACAACUCCCAGAAGUCAUUGCGGCAGCCGGGAGAACGUUGGCCCGGGCGGGUGGAGCGCGCGAGCUUCUGUUGCUGAGAUUUCCGGAGCUGCGGGGACCCGGGCUUCGCUGCGAUCGGUGUUGCAACCGGCACUGCAGCACAAGGCGCGGGAGCCAGGAAAGUGGAGGGAUCAGGCACCCCAGCUCUCGGUGCAUCAUCGCGUCCGAGCGCCAUGCACAGGAGACAUCUCCAGGAAAUUCCGGAUUCAGGCAGCAACGUCACCGCUGGUUUCACAUGGGGAUGGGAUGCCAGCAAGACUUCGGAGCUGCUCUCGGGCAUGGGAGUGUCUGUUCUUAAGGAUAAGCUAGGCAAUGAGAACACCCCCCAGGAACUGCUCAUGUGCGUGGGACCCCCCACAAAACGGCAGAAAGUGAAGGAAAAGGAAUUUACUAUUGCCCGCAGACCUAGACUGCUUCGAGAGGCAGGAGCAGGAGUUUCUUGGGAUUCGUUGCCUGACGAACUGCUUCUGGGAAUUUUCUCCUAUCUGUCCUUGACUGAUCUGCUGAAAGUUCCCCAGGUUUGCCGGAGGUGGCAUCGCCUUUCGAUUGACGAGUCGCUCUGGCAGACUCUCGACCUUGCAGGAAAGAAUCUGCGGCCAGGUGUGAUUGGCCAUCUGCUGCCAUUGGGUAUAACUGCCUUCCGUUGUCCAAGGUCCUGUGUUGGCAACCCUUUGUUCAAAACAAGCAGACCUCUUCGGGUACAGCAUCUAGACCUGUCGAAUUGUACAAUAAAAGUUGGAGAUCUCCAAAGUAUUCUGUGCAGGUGUCAGGAGCUACAGAACCUCAGCUUGGAAGGGCUUGAGCUUUCUGAUGAUAUAAUUAAAAAUAUAGCACACAACCCCCGUUUGGUGCAACUAAACCUGUCUGGAUGCUCUGGGUUCUCUGCAGAAGCCUUGGAGACAAUGCUGGACAGUUGCCCCAGGUUGGAAGAGCUGAACUUGGCCUGGUGUGACUUCACAGUUGAUCACGUGAAAGCAGCAGUCAGCCACAUUUCUCCAACGGUAACACAUCUGAACCUCAGUGGAUACAGGCAGAAUCUACUGAUGCCAUAUAUCAAAACAUUAACUGAGAGGUGUUCCCGUAUAGUCCAUUUAGAUUUAAGUGACAGUGUUAUGUUGAAGUCGGAUUGCUUUCAGUAUUUCCACCAUCUGGCAUCUCUUGAACACCUGGGUCUUAGUCGAUGCUAUCAGAUACCUCCUGCAGCCCUACUUGAACUUGGUGACAUAGCCACACUCAAAACACUCCAGGUUUUUGGAAUAGUGACGGCCAGCUCCCUUCAACUCUUGAAGGCAACACUUCCUCGCCUAAAGAUCAACGCUUCCCAUUUUACACCUAUUGCAAGGCCCACCAUUGGCUGUAAAAGGAACGAACAGAUUUGGGGAAUCCAAUGCAGAUUGAGCUUGAAAAGUCCAGUCGGUUUUUAAAAUGGCUUGAAAGACAUUUUUAGCUACUAGCAAGAGCAGUGGUGCAUCCUCGAAGGUCGAGUUCAUAGGUUGCGUUUUAAUCUUGUUUUAUUUUGUGACACACGCUCCAGCCCACAACUUUGUAAAAUGGACUUAAAUCAGUUUGUGUGCAAGUGCUGUCAAUCAUACUUCUGCUGAAGUGUAUCAAAACACGCUAAUUAUGUACAAAUAGUUGACAUUAAGCAACAUGAACCCCAUGCUUUUUGAAACACUAUUGAAAAACAAGCUAAGUGUGAUUUUUAAAUAUUAAAACGCUCAAAAAUUUUAUAUACUGUUUCAGCUCUAUAGCUAAACUACCCCUGCGGCAAUCUAUCAAUGGCCUCACACAAAACUGGACUCUUGUAAGAAGGCGGCUUCAAGUUCUUGGAACUAGUCAUACCUCUGGUU